This is a messenger RNA of Spodoptera littoralis (African cotton leafworm), 1110 nucleotides long. NCBI's taxonomy places the organism in Eukaryota, Metazoa, Arthropoda, Insecta, Lepidoptera, Noctuidae. The record is from the annotation of a GenBank genome assembly.
AUGGAUAGUUACGAGCCGCAGAAUAAAACGAUUGGUUUAUGGAUGUCUGACAAAAAGAGUCAGAAACUUAACUGGAAGGAAUUUAUAAAGGCGUGUGCUUCUCAUGGAUACAAUUUAGUAAGAUUGGAUUUGGAUAAAUCAUUAGAGGAACAGGGACCAAUUAAUGUGUUCCUUCACAAAUUAACUGAUGUCAUUGCUGCUGCUGAUUAUGGGGACCCAAAGGCAUCAAUAACCAUUAGUCGAGUGGAACAAUACCUGUCAAAUCAUCCGAAUAUAACAGUUAUCGAUCCUUUGGACAAUGUCAGGAUAUUACUUAACAGAUAUUGUUACUACACAAUCCUACAAGACGAGCCAUCGCUUCGUAAACAAGGAAUAUUUACUCCAUCCUUCGCAGAAUUUACGACAGCUAAUAUAGAAAUGAACAUGGAGAUCAUGAGACAAAGAGGUGUCAAGUUCCCGGUCAUCUGCAAGCCAACCAUAGCUCACGGAUCUAAGUCGGCCCACGAUAUGAUUGUGAUAUUUAAUGAGAAAGGGUUGCAUGUAUGCAAACCUCCCUGUGUUGUACAGAACUUUGUUAACCAUAAUGCAGUAUUACAUAAAGUUUUCCUAAUAGGAGAUAGGUACCACAUUUGCGAGCGACCUAGUCUAAAGAACUUCUACGCAUCAGAUGAUCUAGAACCAAUUUAUUAUAGUACAGGCGAGGUUUGUAAAGCAGAUAGUCAAUCCACAUUAUCAAUUUUAGACCCUCACGAUAAGGCCGAUAUUACAAUGACGCUAAACGAGGACAAGAUCAAAACUAUCAUAAGAAUAUUAAGAAAGAGGAUAGGGUUGCUUUUGGCUGGGUUUGAUGUAGUUAUUGACAAUGUGACUGGUGGACAUGCAGUCAUUGAUAUCAACGUGUACCCAAGCUACGAUAAUUUCCCAAAUUUCUUUGAACAUCUACUAGAUUCUAUAGAAGAGGCUGAAGGCAGAAAAGCGAAUAAAGUAUACUCAAAUGGAGAUUGCAACGGUGUGUACGAAGAAGAAUAUUUAGGCCAUAAGGUAAACGGUUUAAUUAAUGUUGGAAUGGAUCCUAUAAAAUUCGGUGUAACCGGUAUGAAUAUUAAUUGA